AUGUGCAGGGGCCUUUAGUAUAUUUGAGUAGGGAACUGAUUUGUUGUGCGACAUGUGAAUUUUUACGGCAAUUAAUUAAAAAAUUAAAAAUUGACCAAAAUCCGAAAUACGAGCACAAAUUCAUCAACAGAGAAUGGUGAAUAUUAAAGUAUACAUGCUGAUAUAUGUAAAUAUAUAUCUUUUGUGAAUGUUAACAGAAGAUAAAUGAAUUUGCAAGACAGUCUGUUUGUCGAGGAUGUCAAAUAUGACGUAACCAUCUUUACGAAGGAUAAGACACGUAAAAGAGCGCUCGUCUUUCCGCCCAUUGACAAUUAUCGUCGGUACUUAAUACAUCAGCUGAUACAGGAUCACUUCUCAGAUUUGCUGCACACGUUCUCGAUCGGCCAAGGCUCAGCUAGACGUACCGUAGUAUGUUUCAAGAAUGAUGUAAAAAGAGAUUGGAAUCUAAAUCCGAAUAUUCUUGAAUGUAAAUUAAAAUUUGUAACAAAACAAAAGGACACGACUCACGGAAUGGGUAUCGAAGAUCGAUGUUUGCCUUCGACGUCUACAGAAUCCAAACUACAGCGACAAGCUAAAUUGAUACCAACGGUUGAGAUUUACAGGCCACCAGCGGCUAGGAGGGCUAACAAUUCAUUACAUAUAAACACAAAUACUCAAAUGCAAUUAACUACAGAUUUUUCUUCGAUCAAGAAUAUACGUCAGAAACGACCUGAUCGAGCGGUUUAUGUACCUAGACAUCGCCGAAGUUUAGAAACUGAGGAUAAGAAGCCACAAAAUUUGAAAGUUUCUCACCGGACAUUAAAUGGAGAUUCAAAUGUGAAUAAUGAUUGGAAAUUACAGGAUAUACAUUGUAAUAGAGAAGAUGCAGACGAUACGACUUCAAAUAAUGUAUAUUAUAAUCAACAAAAUGUAGACAAUACGAUUUCAAAUAAUCAAACUAUCGAAAGUGGCAAUACAAAAAUUAAGGCUAAACAUCGAAAGGUUUUAGAAAAUGUAGUUUCUUUAGAUCUUGGGAAAAUCUCUGAUACUCUCGAUAGUGUUGAACACAUACAUAAGUUUUCGGUACUAAAAGAAGACAUGUCAACUUUAUCUGAAGUAAAAGAAUUUGUCACAAGUAAUAAUCUUGACGAAAGUAGUACUAAUUUUAAUCUAUUAAAAACAUCUAAUCAAAUUGAAAUUAAUGACGAACAAUUAGGAAAGGUACAAGAAACUGUAAAAGAAAAUCAAUCCAAACAUUACAUUUGUAACAAUGUAAUCAAUUAUAAAGAUAGACAACUAAUUAGGCAGAAUGUAAUUGAUUCAAAUGUUCUAAUAAUUUCUGAUACUGCUCAAAAGACAUUUGAACAACCUGGACAACUGUCUCCAAUUAUUGUUACACCACCUGAGAAAAAAGUAAAAAAGAUAGAAAGACAAAAAAGUAAACCAGUUUCGCCACCUACUCCACCACUAAAAAUCAACAGAGACGAAUGCGAUUGGGAUAGCUUAUUUGAUGAUAAUGGCGACUGUUUAGAUCCAACAUUAAUAGAAGAGCUUACGUCAGCAGUAGGUGAAGUAGUAAUAGAACAGCCAAAAAACGAUUACAAGGCAUACAAUAAGCAAAUUGAAGUGUCCGGUGACGAAUUUGCACAUGUUGUAGAAAUUUAUAAUUUUCCUUCCGAGUUCAAAACUAGCGAUUUAGCGGCUGUCUUCAGUUCUUUUAAGAACGGUGGUUUUGAAUUAAAGUGGGUAGAUGAUACUCAUUGUUUGGGAGUUUUCAGCAGUCCUCUCAUUGCUGCCGAAGUGUUAGCGUCAAAUCAUCCAUUUGUGAAAACGAGACCACUUAGUGAAGCUACUGCUUUGAGUAAAACAAAAGCUAGAAGAAGCGCAGAAUUUUUACAACCUUAUAGGAAUCGUCCCGAAACUUGCGCUGCCUUAGCUAGGAGAUUAGUUACAGGUGCAUUGGGCGUGAAACUUGCCACAGCUAGACAAGAACGUGAGCACGAAAAAAAUAUAUUACGUGAAGCAAAAGAGAAAAGAAGAUUAGCCAACAAACAACGAGAGGAUGCUUGGGAAGAAUAUAGCGAUAGGAGUCGCAGCCUAAGCAGUACUAGGGAGGCUCGAGCAACUCGCAGAAUUAAUUUUGCAAAAUCAGUUCCAGAAGAAGCGGAAGAAAUAUUAUAUGCCCCUGAAAUGGUUGAUUAACUUCAGAUUGCUAUCAAAAUUAAGGCCGCUAUUAUAUACUCCAACAGACAUCUCCAAUAAGAAGGCGUUGGAAACAUCAGUUAUAAAACCAAUUAAAAAAGCCUUUUUUUAUCUAUAUAAAUAAAAAUGUAAUUGUUCGUUUGUUUGUCACUUAA
Molecule: messenger RNA, 2336 nt
Organism: Monomorium pharaonis (pharaoh ant)
Lineage: Eukaryota; Metazoa; Arthropoda; Insecta; Hymenoptera; Formicidae
Exons: 10
Coding region: 205-2181 (658 amino acids)
Molecular function (GO): nucleic acid binding
Source: RefSeq, a predicted model, not a curated record